AUGCGAGAUAAUUCUAAUCAACUUAAAAGAGAAGGGAAAAAUCGAGGAGGCUUAACUUGCGGAAGAUGGAGACUGCGCUACAGCGUGAGAUGCUGGAUGAUCAAUACCGACUUCCGAGUCAAAUUCUGGACCGAAUUACAGUCAAGGGAGAUACAGACGAGCAUCAUGAAAACAGUGACGCAUACUUGCACGCCAGGAGCUACGGAUCUACCUGGAAACGAUUCAAUUGAGGAUAUCGCUGAAUCAGUGGACGAAUUACGGGAAAAAUUGGCAAACAUGAAGAGAUUGAUGGAAGAACGAAGAGGAACUACCCUGGGCGAAAUUAGUGCAAGAAAGAGAAAAGAGACCUCGGAUAUCAUAGAUGGCUACUUUUUAUCUUGGAUAUUUGGCUCAGCACUCAUCGUGAUUUUGAGUGUCAGUUUUUAUGCGUUUUACAAUCUGUACCAUGCAGUCUUAAAAAAAUUCCCAUCACAUCAUACGGAAUUGUAA
This is a messenger RNA of Heterotrigona itama, 489 nucleotides long. NCBI's taxonomy places the organism in Eukaryota, Metazoa, Arthropoda, Insecta, Hymenoptera, Apidae. The record is from the annotation of a GenBank genome assembly.